UGAAUAAGUCUUUUUAUAGAUAACCUAUUACUAGAAAACGAUAUUUUCUACUUGAAUUUAUGAGUCAUUUUCCUCUAAACUCUUCUAUGAGAAUAAUAAUAAUGCACAUUUUCUUCUUUGCGGAGGCUUGUUCCGGGUGUUCUUCGGUUACAACAUCAGAAAGAAAGCAUCCAAAUAUUUCACAUUUCUAGUUCAUUCCAACGCACAUAGUUUCCCAAUGGAGGUGAAGAGAAGUUCCGAUGUUAUCGGGUUACCUUCGGGAUGGGUUCGAGAAGAAGUUGUACGAAAAUCUGGUCUAUCGGCAGGAAAAACUGAUGUUUAUUAUUACAGUCCUGAUGGCAUAAAGUGUCGCAGCAAACCACAGUUGGCAAGACUGGUAGGAGACAAUAUUGACCUCACCGCCUUCGAUUUCAGAUCUGGCAAGAUUUUACAAAGUUCACUACGUAAAAAUAAAAGAUUGAAGGGAGCAACAUUUGACUACACAAGAGGAGUGAGGCAUGAUGCUAGUCUAGUUUUACCAAUUCGCCAAACAGCUUCUAUAUUUAAGCAGCCUGUCACAGUGAAACGUAACCAUCCACAGUCAAAAACACGUACAGAUCUCAAACAUGGUCCACAGGACCAGCCAAAACAGUUAUUCUGGGAGAAACGCCUACAGGGCCUUAAUGCCAGUGACAUCACUGCAGAAGUGUUCCAAGUACUAGAUCUACCUAGGAGUAUUAAAGGUGUAGGCCCUAACCUGACAGAUGAGAAUCUUCUCCAAAGUGUAGCAGCUGCCCUUCAUCUAAGUAAUCAGCCCCUCACAGGACAACAGGCCACUAAAGCUCUCAUGGACAAGAACCCAGGUGUAAAUAUCAACACUGAUCAACCUUUAAUUCAGGCAUUGGUUGUAACAGACGAAGAUAUCCGUCGUCAAGAACGUCGUGGUGCAAUAGGUGACAGAGAUGUUGAAAAGAAAGUGCAAGCAUCAUACAAGUAUGGGAAGCUGAAGAGUACAAACAACAUAGGGAGACUACAAACAACAUAG
Messenger RNA from Owenia fusiformis, 1024 nucleotides. The record is from the annotation of a GenBank genome assembly. Lineage: Eukaryota; Metazoa; Annelida; Polychaeta; Sabellida; Oweniidae.